CAGUAUAGAUACCACACACAUCUGAUGUGUCUGUGUACAAGUAGCAAAGCAAUGCCGAGCUCUUCAUUUCUCGGCAGCUUCCUCCCGCCGUCGUCCACCGCCACCACCACCUCCAACCGCCGCCGUCCCCACCACACAAUCAAAAUGUCCCUCAACCCAAACCCCAUCACCACCCUAACAAAACUCCUGUGGGGCCAGUCCCUCCCACCAAACCUCCUCAUCUCCGCCGCCCGCUCCGCCUGGUCCGCCACCUGGCACCUCAUGAUGUCCCAGCUAGCCCCCUCCGACCCCACCGGCCGCUACACCCGCUCCGCCUCCCAAUUCCGCCUCCCCCUCACCAACAUCUCCCGCCAAAACCUCCACCUCUACGUCGGCCUCCCCUGCCCCUGGGCCCACCGAACCCUAAUCGUCCGCGCCCUAAAAGGCCUCGAACAAUCCAUCCCCGUCUCGAUCGCCGCCCCCGGCGCCGACGGCUCCUGGGAAUUCACGAAUCCCUCUCUCCAAAACAAGGAUAGUAGUACUACUACUCUCCUCCCCACUUGGGAUAAGGCCAACCGCUGCAAAACCUUGAAGGAGGUGUACAACUCCCGCAGCGGAGGGUACAACGGCAGGUCCACCGUACCAAUGCUGUGGGACGCUGAUAAUAAACAGGUCAUCUGCAAUGAGAGCUACGAUAUCAUACAAUUCUUCAAUUCCGGAUUAAACAAUCUAUCCACUAAUCCAACAUUAGACCUUUCUCCUCCUCAAUUGAAGGCCAAAAUCGAUAAAUGGAAUCGAAUUAUCUACCCCAACAUCAACAACGGGGUCUAUAGGUGUGGAUUUGCGCAAAGUCAAGAAGCGUACGAUAGCGCGGUGAAUGAGUUGUUUAGUACAUUAGAUAUGGUAGACGAGCAUUUGGAACGUUCGAGGUACUUGUGUGGAGACGAAUUGACACUUGCAGAUGUGUGUUUGUUUACAACUUUGAUAAGGUUCGAUCCCGUGUACAAUGUCUUGUUCAAGUGCACUAAGAAGAAGCUCAUCGAAUAUCCGAAUCUUCAUGGAUACAUGAGAGACAUUUACCAGAUUCCGAAAGUUGCAGCUACUUGUAACUUAGGAGCAAUUAUGGAUGGGUAUUACAAAACCCUUUUCCCGUUGAAUCCGGGUGGCAUCGGACCCGCCAUUCCGUACGCCUGUGAACAUGAAAUGCUGUCCAAAUCCCACAACAGAGAGGGCUUAUCAGUGGUUGAACAAAAUGAUGUAAAUGCACUCAUUGUGUAGAAGCUUGUGUGUAGAACAUUACACUGUAUUAUAUGUUAAUAUUGAAUAUUAUACCGAAUUUCAAGUUUUUCUUGUUGAC
Erythranthe guttata (spotted monkey flower) is the source of this 1336-nucleotide messenger RNA. RefSeq names its product Glutathione S-transferase family protein. Gene Ontology annotation, molecular function: glutathione transferase activity. The record is from RefSeq and is a predicted model, not a curated record. NCBI's taxonomy places the organism in Eukaryota, Viridiplantae, Streptophyta, Magnoliopsida, Lamiales, Phrymaceae. Gene Ontology annotation, cellular component: cytoplasm.